AUGUCGUUUAAUCCUCAGGAUAGUCGAAAGCGUCCUUAUAAUAGUACACAAGCGUACGACAGCCGAGACUCUCCAGCACGGAGCCAAUCAUAUGGGGGAUAUCAGAACGGGAGACAGUCCGGCGGAGGAGGCACCAGAGGUGGGUUUCAAGGCCGACGCAACGAUAGACCCGAGAAGCUGAAUCUGCUACAGCUUUGGAUGGGCGACCUCGAUUCAUCUUGGAAUGAGGAAACUAUCAUCAGUAUAUGGAAUAGCUUGGGUGAAGCUCCAUUGAACGUGAAGCUUAUAAGAGAUAGAGAGGAUCCAACGGGGAGAGGGAAACCAUUAUAUUGUUUUGUAAGCUUUGCAAAUGAGGCAUCCAUUGCAUCUGCUUUUCUGAAAAAUGGAAGCUCUGUUCCAGGCACUGACAAAAGACUCAAAUUGAACUAUGCAACAGGAAGUGGAUCCGGUAGCUCUUCAACCAUCACCAGUAACGACCGGUUUAAUAGAAAACCACAGGAUGACUUCUCGCUUAUGAUCAGUGGAUUAGAGCUCGACACAACAGAGGGUCAAGUGUUUGAUGCAUUCAAUUCGAGGUAUCCAAAUUCUGUAAGACAAGUGAAGAUUAUUGUUGAUACAACAACCGGAGUAUCUCGAGGAUUUGGGUUCGCCAAGUUCAAUUCCAGUGCCACUCAGCAAAUAGUUUGUAAAGAGAUGAAUGGUUUCAUAUUGAAUGGGAAACCAAUUCUGUUGGGAUCUACUGUCUCUGGAGUCAACUCAAGAAAUCAAGAUGUGUUGAGCGAUUCUGUGGAUUUGAACGUGAUUCAAUUGCCACAAGCACAACCAAAGUUGUCCAAGUAUUCUGAUCCAGAAAACACAUGUAUUGAAGUAUCAGGGCUUUCAGCUAGAUUUACGGAGUCUGAAGUCGAGUGCUACUUUUUGUCAUUUGGUGAUAUCAUUUCUUUAACUAUACUGAAAAACUUUGAUUCUUGUUCGAUUAGGUACAGAAUCAGAGAAGAUGCCGAAGCCGCCAUACUAUUAAUGAACCUGUUCACUAUAAACGAUUGCCAGAUGAGGGUCACUUGGGGUGAGCCAAAAGUUCAAGGUUCUAAGCUUAACACCAAUUUGCUGCAGAGGUGUGAAAUUCCCAGAUACCUAGGAAAAGGCCCAUUGACUCGGUUUGACAAAAUGAGCCCCGAGGAAAUAAAGCAAUGGAAACCUCAAGUUCACGAAAUGUCCGAACCAGCUCCCAGUAUGUACCAUAGUUAUAUAGAAGAUGAAGACAGCUUGCCUUUGCAGCUAUUAUAAUGUACGAAUACAAUUCGCGAUCAGAAAAAAAUCUGAUACUCACAGACAGAAUGCUUCCUAGAAAAGAGCAGAAUAACCUAUCGGUGCCAAUUUCACGAGUUGGAUCGUCUGCAAGGCUAAAUCAAUUGAACUCACCGGGAAAUUUCAAUUCUUUUCCCUCAACACCCAAUGCUUAUCAAGUCUCAUCAUUAAAUCCUAUACGAGCGUCCAGCAGGUCUGUUCCUCCUAAAUCAAUUCAAGAUCAACAGUUUGAAGAGAAAUUCAAUAACCUUGAGAUUGUUCAGAUUGUUAGAGAUUUUGAGGAACAAUUGGCCAAUCUUUCACGAAAGGCCAGUUCAUUUGAAGCUGAUGGACUUGAGGACACAAUCUCUUCGUUAGUUGAUAUCAACCAACAAAUAAUAGAACAAAUUGACCAGCUCGGAAAACACAAACAGUUAGGGGAAACAAUUCAAGCUCUUGAAGAUGAGAAAGUUGGCUUAGCCGAUAGGUCAAGAAGUAUAUUGAAACUGUUGAUAGAGUUCAGAUCUGAGUUGAAUAAGUUACCUUCUUUGCCCACCAACAAGACUGAACCUCAAGAUUCUUUAGCUGACAUGGACAUCGAUGAAGUGUUGAAGUACGGAAUGAAGUUGUCUAAGUUUACAAAAGUUCCCCCCUCGGCCAGUGGAAUGGUAUAUCAAAUACAUCCAAACAAUUUUAUUUGGCCAGCAGAGGAUUCUUUGAGAAGAGGAAUGCUUGCAAUGAGCUC
Messenger RNA from Yamadazyma tenuis ATCC 10573, 2032 nucleotides. Lineage: Eukaryota; Fungi; Ascomycota; Pichiomycetes; Serinales; Debaryomycetaceae. The record is from RefSeq and is a predicted model, not a curated record.